CUCUCGGGCCACCUGCCGCCCAUCACCGACUCGCGCCAGGACAUCUUCAACAAGACGGGCUCGCUGCGCGACGGACGCCAGGAGUUCUCGUUCAUCCGGCCGCGCCGGACCACCGACGCCAAGGACGUGUCCUUCACGGACGACCAGUGCCUCUACAUGCUCUUCCCGAUCAAGGGCGGCAACUUCUUGCGCUCUUCGAAGCGAUUCGCGAAACACAAGCAGACGCCGAUCGUUUCCUCCGAGAAGAUCUGCAUCAAGUCGUGUGCCAGCCUCGAGCCGCUGCUGGACAAGGACGGCAAGCCACUGCCGCCGCCGCCGCCGCCCAACGUUGAGUACGACGUGGAGCUGAAGCUGCGCGGCCUCGGCGACACGUACAUGCUGCCGACGCCCGAGUCCGAGGAGUUCGAGGUGCUGAGCGAGCGGAUCCGGCGUGACGUCAUGUCCCUGCUGGAGACGGUGCCCGGCCUGAAGAGAAUCCGCGUCACGCAGUUCCAGGACGAUGCCGGGAACGUGGUGGCACACAUGAGCGUCCAGGUGGACCGUAAGCGGAUGGCUAAGGAGCUGAAGCGCGUGGAGGGCGGCGAGGAGAAGCCGCGAACCGUGGAGACCGUGCUCACCGAGUCGGUGCCUACCGGCAUGGUGGGCAACCUGCAGGUCAACCCACAGUACCUGGUGGUGCAACCCAGGAAAGAGGCGCGCAGCCUGGAGGCCAACGGCCCGAUCCCGCAGGAGCAGUGGGACAGCGAGCUGAUCAAGAUCUACAUCAUCCUGGCGGCCGUGGCCGCGCUCAUCCUGCUGGCUAUCGUGCAGGCGGCCUGCACGCUGGCCAGGAACCGGCGCGCCUCGCCGCCACAGGCCAAGCCGCACGGCAAGGACCGCCUGAUCACCAGCUCGGCCUGGCGCGACAUGGCCGCGCACAACAACUACGGCUACGAGAGCUUCGAGCCGGACACGGCGACGACUGGCCGGCCGAGCAAGAGCCGCGGCCCGCCGCCGGGCCAGCCGGCCCAGCGCAAGUACUCGGGCGAGGUGGUGCGAGUCUACGUGGACUAUAGCAAGCAGCAGUGA
Molecule: messenger RNA, 1068 nt
Organism: Pollicipes pollicipes
Lineage: Eukaryota; Metazoa; Arthropoda; Thecostraca; Pollicipedomorpha; Pollicipedidae
Exons: 7
Coding region: 157-1068 (303 amino acids)
Source: RefSeq, a predicted model, not a curated record